AGCCGCUGACUGUGAAGUAAGGAGACAGAGUGUCUUCAGAGACGAAGAAGAAGAAGAAGAAGAAGUGUGCGGCUGAGCUAAAGAGCGGGAGCUAACGCUGGAUUAGCAGAGCGGCUAACUUUAGCUCAUCCAAACACACAUGGCGAUGAAACGCCUGGCAGCCACAGGCAUGGACUCUCCAGACAGAAGUCAAAGUCCUGUCCCUGUACAGAGAGAGCGCAGCGGACCUUCAGAGGACGAGUCUAGUCCAGCGGCAGAGAGAUCACAACAGGCCGGCUCUGUUGAGAGAAGCCCCAAAGAGAGGCCGUCCGCUGAGGCCAGUCCUGCAGGCAGCGCCGCCUCCAGCAGCUCAGACAGCGACAGCAGCAGCAGCAGCAGCAGCAGCGAGGAGGAUGAACAUCACGGGGCUCUGAGGAAGAUCCGGAGCAGUGUGGCUCAGAUCAAAAGAUCCCGAUCUAAGUCCAGGUCCAGGGAGCAAGACAGAUCUGCAUCCAAAGAAAGAGACAGAUCCGGUUCCAGAGGACGAGACAGAUCCGGUUCUAGAGGACAAGACAGAUCCGGUUCCAGAGGACGAGACAGAUCCGGUUCCAGAGGACGAAAUAGAUCCGGUUCCAGAGGACGAGACAGAUCCGGUUCCAGAGGACGAGACAGAUCCGGGUCCAGAGGACGAGACAGAUCCAGGUCCAGGUCCAGGUCUAGGUCCAGAGGCCGAGACAGAUCCAGGUCCAGAGAAAGAGACCGGGAGCGCUACAACAGAGAGCGCUACCCAAGGAAACGCUAUGACGACUGGCGUGACGACAGGGGCGGGCGUUUUGACCGGCGGAACAAUCGCGAUGCAGAACUGGAUCACAGAAGACGUGGCCGCUCGGCCUCCCCACCAGCGGACAGGGAGCCAGCGGCGUCCGAGGAGCCGCCGGUCAAGAAGAAGAAGGAGGAGCUGGACCCGAUCCUGACGAGGACGGGUGGAGCUUACAUCCCCCCGGCCAAGCUACGCAUGAUGCAGCAGCAAAUCACCGACAAGAGCAGCCUGGCCUAUCAGAGGAUGAGCUGGGAGGCUCUGAAGAAGUCCAUCAAUGGUCUGAUCAACAAAGUCAACGUGUCGAACAUCGUCAUGAUCAUCCAAGAGCUGCUGCAGGAGAAUAUCGUCAGGGGGAGGGGUCUGCUGGCUCGCUCGGUGUUGCAGGCUCAGGCAGCAUCUCCGAUCUUUACCCACGUUUACUCCGCCGUUGUCGCCAUCAUCAACUCCAAGUUCCCCCAGAUUGGAGAGCUGAUCCUCAAACGCCUCAUCCUGACCUUCAGGAAGAGCUACCGCCGCAACCUCAAGCAACAGUGCCUGACUGCCUCAAAGUUCGUGGCUCAUCUCAUCAACCAGAACGUGGCUCAUGAGGUUUUGUGUCUGGAGAUGCUCACUCUGCUGCUGGAGCGUCCAACCGACGACAGCGUGGAGGUCGCCAUCGCCUUCCUGAAGGAGUGUGGACUCAAACUGACCGAGGUGUCCCCUCGAGGAAUCAACGCCAUCUUUGAGCGCCUCAGGAACGUCCUCCACGAGUCAGCCAUCGAUAAGAGGGUCCAGUACAUGAUCGAAGUGAUGUUUGCCAUCAGGAAGGACGGCUUCAAGGAUCACCCAGUGAUCCCAGAGGGCCUGGACCUGGUGGACGAUGAAGACCAGUUCACCCACAUGUUGCCGCUGGACGACGAGUACAACACAGAGGACAUCCUCAAUGUGUUCAAGCUGGACCCAGACUUCCUGGAGAAUGAGGAGAAAUACAAAACUAUUAAAAGAGACAUCCUGGACGAAGGCAGCAGCGAUUCAGGGGAGGAGGGAGACGGCAGCGACGAAGAUGAAGACGACGAAGAGGAAAAAGAGGAGGAGGGAGAAGAUGAGAAGGUCACCAUCUUUGAUCAGACCGAAGUCAACCUGGUGGCUUUCAGAAGAACCAUCUACCUCGCCAUACAGUCCAGUUUGGACUUUGAGGAGUGCGCUCACAAACUGAUCAAGAUGGACUUUCCUGAUAGCCAGACGAAGGAGCUGUGCAACAUGAUCCUGGACUGCUGUGCUCAGCAGAGGACCUACGAGAAGUUCUUUGGUCUGCUGGCCGGGAGGUUCUGUCUGCUGAAGAAGGAGUACAUGGAGAGUUUCGAGGGGAUUUUUUCAGAGCAGUACGACACAAUCCAUCGACUGGAGACCAACAAACUGAGGAACGUGGCUCGGCUGUUUGCUCACCUGCUCUACACGGACUCUGUUCCCUGGAGUGUGUUGGAGUCGAUCAGGAUGAGUGAGGAGACCACGACGUCGUCCAGCAGGAUCUUUGUAAAGAUCCUCUUCCAGGAGCUCUGCGCAUACAUGGGCCUCCCCAGACUCAACCAGAGGCUCAAAGACCCGACUCUGCAGCCGUUCUUCGAAGGUCUCUUUCCUCGUGAUAAUCCCAGAAACACUCGCUUUGCCAUCAACUUCUUCACCUCCAUCGGACUGGGAGGACUGACGGACGAGUUGAGGGAACAUUUGAAGAACGCUCCCAAGAUGAUCAUGACUCAGAACCAGGAAGUGGAAUCCUCGGACUCGUCCUCAUCCUCUUCAUCCUCCUCAUCCUCCUCGGACUCCUCCUCCUCCGACUCCUCCAGUGAUUCAGACUCGUCCGACUCUUCAUCCUCCUCCAGCAGCAGCAGCAGCAGCUCAGACUCAGACGGCAAACACAGGAAGAAGAAGAAGAGAAAAGAACAAAUUGAGGUGAAGAAGAAGAGGAAAGAGAAGGACAAGAAGAAGAAGGACAAACCCUCCGACAAGAAGCGAGGCGGGCGCAAGAACGACGACGAGGACGACAGCGGCACCGAGAAGCGGGCGAGGAAGGAGAGGAAAGGCCGUGCGCGAGAGGGGGAGGAGGAGCAGCGAGAGCACGCACGCGAGACGGAGGAGAGAGAGCGCGCACGUGACGGCGCCCGCCGGAGCAGGCGGGACGAGAGGUCGGAAGAGAGGGAGCAGCAGCCGGAGGAGGAGAGGAGGCGAAAAAUGGACGAUAAGGGCAGACAAAGAGACGGAGAUAGGGAGAGAGAGAGAGACCGAGGGAUGGAAAGAGAGAGGGAACGAGGGCGAGAGAGAGAGACGGAGGAGAAGAGAGAGAGGGAGAGGGAACGAGAGAAGCCGAGGGAUAGAGAGAGGAAUAAAGAGAACAGAGACAGGAACAGAGACCGGGAGAGAGAGGAGAGGAGGCGGAGAUAAAACCCCUCCAUCCUGAAGCAGCAGUGAUGGACUGAUGAUGGCCUCCAUCUUUUCCUUCUGUCAUCCUUCUCUCCCUUACCUCGUCCCCCUCUCUCUCUCUCACUGUGUCUGUAUUUUCUAUUAUUGAUUUUUGUUGUUGAUGACGUAAAAAAAAAA
Larimichthys crocea (large yellow croaker) is the source of this 3373-nucleotide messenger RNA. It is a transcript of the gene cwc22, whose product is annotated as CWC22 spliceosome associated protein homolog. Bases 140 to 3217 code for a protein of 1025 amino acids. Gene Ontology annotation, biological process: mRNA splicing, via spliceosome. The transcript is spliced from 20 exons. Lineage: Eukaryota; Metazoa; Chordata; Actinopteri; Sciaenidae. Gene Ontology annotation, molecular function: RNA binding; protein binding. Gene Ontology annotation, cellular component: catalytic step 2 spliceosome. The record is from RefSeq and is a predicted model, not a curated record.